Messenger RNA from Stereum hirsutum FP-91666 SS1, 750 nucleotides. RefSeq names its product WD40 repeat-like protein. The record is from RefSeq and is a predicted model, not a curated record. Bases 1 to 750 code for a protein of 249 amino acids. NCBI's taxonomy places the organism in Eukaryota, Fungi, Basidiomycota, Agaricomycetes, Russulales, Stereaceae. Gene Ontology annotation, molecular function: protein binding. The transcript is spliced from 2 exons.
AUGGGCCACGUUGGAUGGAUCACCUCCGUGGCGUUCUCGUCGGACGGGAGUCAUCAGGCCUCAACCUCGACGGAUAACCCCGUUCGCGUUUGGGACACGGACGAACGAUGUGAAGUCAUCCAACCCUUCCUCAUUCAUAGUUGCACGGUCUACGCCGUCCAAUUCUGUCCGAAAGACAAAAGCGUUGUUUCACUUAAUACAUUUGGUGAAGUGCUAUUUUCCAGCGCGAUUGCUUGGGAGGUGGGGCAUGGUUGGAUCAAUGAUCGCUCACAGACCAUGAGCGAGGUGCUCUCUCCAGACACAGAAGUUGUCUCGCCAACGGUGCUUCUUGGUGGGAAGGCCAUUUUCGAUGAUGUCCACAUUCGCAUCUGGGACGCGAAUCGUGGUGGCGGGGCGUUUCCUCCAUUUGCAAAAGACGAGCUGGGUCCGGGCGCUGUCCAUACAUCACCUGAAGGUCUUCACCUAUCAUGCGACCAUGAAGGGACCUUUCAAAUCUAUGACUUACAGAAAGGCCCAUCGCUCUCGACGUACAUUUACCUCGGCCAGUCUGUCGCACCAGCCGGUACUGGUGCAUUUUCCGCACAAAUCGCCAAUCGGGCCAGUACGAUCCUCAUCUUUACAGCACAAGAGAAGAUAGUCGGAAAACCUUUGAUUGGAUGUAGGGACUUAAUCGAAUGUGUAGUGAUUUCUCCAGAUGAGAAAUAUGUCGUUUCUGGAUCGUGGGAUCAGACGGUUCGUCUCUGGGCGUAG